AGUACACUUCAUCACGGCAGCAGCCACCGGUACAGCAACUGAAGCAGAGGAGGGUGUGAAACAUGGCUCUUUAAGGAAAUAAAUAACGGGAUAUUAUUACUUCAACACGGCGAAAAGAGAAAGCGGUUAUUUCUUUCAACUGAGAAGAAACUGCGUUUAAGUUAGAACCACACGUUUCAGUGUUGAUAUUUGGACACGAAUACCUGCCGAAAAUAGUCCCAACCCUCCAUUAUUAAAGCUCCUCUGUCCUGUGUGACCCCCUUACACAGAAAGGAUGGUGAUGGAGGAGGGGGGGCAGAGAGACAGAGGGAGGGGGACUCCAGUGGCAGAAACAGAGGGGAGACAUAUCCUCGUAGAGCUUGGGGAGCAGAACUUGGAUGCCAUCGUUCUCUCUACAUAUCGAACAUCCUGUAAGAUCAGAUUCAUUCAGAAGAGAUGCAACUUGCAUCUGAUCGACAUUUACAAUGUGAUAGAGGCGGUGCGGGACGCCGGUCUGAACGCGGUGGAGCUGAACGCUGGUAUCUCGGUGACCCGACUGGAGAACUUGGUGUUCUCGCUGUUCAACCAGCUCAGCAAGCGCCUGCCCACCACUCACAACAUCAACCAGAGAGAGAGCGCCGUCCUGUUAGUCGAGUUCCUACUGGCCGCCAUUGACAGUGAGCCUGACAGCCGCCUGACGGUGCUCUCUGUGAAGGCGAUGCUGGCCAUACUGUGUGGCGGGAAACUGAUUGAUAAACUCCGCUAUGUGUUUUCUCAGGUAUCGGACUCCAAUGGCGUGUUGGUUUUGUCCAAGUUUGAUUCUUUUCUGAGGGAGGCUCUCAAGCUGCCCACCGCUGCACAUGAAGGACCGUCCUUUGGCUACACACACACCUUGGCACGCUCAUGCUUCCCGCAACAGAAGAGGGUGAUGCUCAACAUGUUCCUGGACAUCGUGAAUGACCCUCCUCCGUGUCUUGUCUGGCUGCCUCUCUUGCACCGCAUGGCCAACGUGGAGCAUGUUUAUCUGCUUCACAAAUCUUCAGCAACGAAGCUUAGUCGAGCCCUGAGCAGGACUCUGGGCUGUGUGUCGUCCAGAGAGCCCCCCCAUCCUAUUUACCCAGAGGAACCUGAGCGGACCCUCAACCUCUCCAACAUAGUCCCCUGUCGCCCCAUUGGGAACACCAGUGAAGCCAUGUUGCUGUCCUCACAAGUGCCCGAGUCCUCAAAGAGUUUGGCAGCGGCUCAGCGUAUGAACGAGGAACACGCUUUGAUCGCUGCGUACGUGAAUCGCCUGCAGAGCCCCAGGUGA
This is a messenger RNA of Notothenia coriiceps (black rockcod), 1288 nucleotides long. RefSeq names its product dystrobrevin beta-like. Gene Ontology annotation, biological process: synaptic signaling. The coding region runs from base 275 to 1288 and encodes 337 amino acids. The record is from RefSeq and is a predicted model, not a curated record. Lineage: Eukaryota; Metazoa; Chordata; Actinopteri; Perciformes; Nototheniidae. The transcript has 12 exons. Gene Ontology annotation, cellular component: plasma membrane; synapse.